AUGCACUUCUCAGCCAGCGCAACCUUUGCCUUGGGCCUGUUGGCCUCUCAAGCCGCGGCGUUGAACAUCGUCAAGGUGCCAAAGUUCCGCGCCGCCGGACUCCCAACCUACACAACCACUCUCGCUGCCCCCACGACGACCCUUGCCACGAUCAUCUUGACGACCGCGUCACCGACCUCGUCAUCAACCUCGUCCACAGCGACAGUCGCACCCACUGCCUCUGCUAACUCGACUCUGAGCGCCGACCUGCAGCGUGCCCUCGACCUCCACAACAUCUACCGCGCGGCUGUUGGCAACGCCAACUUGACCUGGGAUGAUGAUUUGGCCAAGUCGGCUCAAGUCUGGGCCGAUCACUUGACGACUGUAGGCAGCCUGGUUCACGACAAGAACCCCGGCGGCCAGGGAGAGUGUUUGGCUUCGCAGUCGGGCGGCACCAACUCCUACUUCACCAACGGUGUUCAGCUGUGGUUGGAUGAGAAGCCUCUGUACGAUGGCCAGCCUAUUCGCACCACUGGAUCUCCCAACUACUUGAACUAUGGCCACUACACUCAAGCCAUCUGGAAGGAUACCAAGCAGGUCGGCUUGGCCAUGGCCACCAGCCCCUCCGGUACCACCUUUGUGGUCGCACGUUACUUGCCCGCUGGAAACAUGUAA
Molecule: messenger RNA, 654 nt
Organism: Colletotrichum godetiae
Lineage: Eukaryota; Fungi; Ascomycota; Sordariomycetes; Glomerellales; Glomerellaceae
Product: CAP domain-containing protein
Exons: 2
Coding region: 1-654 (217 amino acids)
Source: RefSeq, a predicted model, not a curated record